This is a messenger RNA of Raphanus sativus (radish), 883 nucleotides long. RefSeq lists its product as uncharacterized. Lineage: Eukaryota; Viridiplantae; Streptophyta; Magnoliopsida; Brassicales; Brassicaceae. The transcript has 7 exons. The record is from RefSeq and is a predicted model, not a curated record. The coding region runs from base 257 to 739 and encodes 160 amino acids.
CAUAAAAAAAAAACGUAGACCAUAUUUGUCGAACAAGCAAGAGUUGAAAACAAAAUACUCACUUUGCAGAUCGCCAACUUCCUUCCCACGCUUAGCUAGAGGAGGAAUCUAUACUUAAGUCUUCUUCUACAUCUCUGAUUUGUAACCAACGAUUCUGCUUCGAGAAGUGAGAUCAAUUCUGAAGAACCAGACAACAUCCUUCAGGAUCAUCAUCCCUUCCCUUGAGCCUGAUACAUUUUUUUGGUCUGCUUCUCAGAUGGGAGACACUUCAUUUCUCGAUAGAAUGCUUCUCCAGCUUCGUUCCACUUGCAGGUACUACAGUGGUUACCCUAAGGAUCUAGGGCCAUCGCGGGUUAUCCAUUUCACAUCAGAAAGAGAGUUUGUCCAGCUCCUUCACCAAGGCUAUCCUGUCGUUGUCGCAUUCACCAUUAGAAGUAACUACACACAACAUCUUGACCGGAUGCUUGAGGAAGCUGCUGCUGAGUUCUAUCCCAACAUCAAGUUUAUGCGCGUUGAGUGCCCCAAGUAUCCUGGAUUCUGCAUAACUCGCCAGAAAAGCGAAUAUCCCUUCAUUGAAAUAUUCCAUAGCCCACAACAAGCGGGGAAUGAAGGAAAGGUACAGGAUCCAAAUAUCACCCGCUAUUCUGUGAAAGUCGUACCUUACAAUUAUGAUAUGAGCCCUUAUGGGUUCAGAGAGUUCUUCAAGCGCCAGGGAGUUCGUACUUCGGAUCCUAAAUGAACAACUUGAAGGUUUGGUGCGUAUUCAAAAACCUUUUGAGUGUAUCAAUGGCUUCUAUUAGCUACCAAUGAUUUGUUUUUUUAAGAACUAUUGUAAUACUAUACUUCACUUCCCUCUUCCUCCAAAAUAAAUAAACUUUUGUGA